AAUACCACGACGUGCGCACAAACCUUUGUUCAUACCCUCCAAUCAGCGAGAACAACACUCCAAUUAAUCAUCCUCACACCAAGCUCAGGAGCUCUCAGGAGAGCCGGCCAGCAGUGUGUGUGUUCGAAAUGGCCAACAACAAGAAGAUGAAGCUGGCGUUUGCUGCCCUCCUGGUCCUGGCCGUGGCUCUCGCCGCUGCCCACGCCGUGUGCGACAUGGACAACGACGACUUCAUGGCGUGCCAGCCCGCGGCGGCGGCGACGACGAGCCCGACGCCGCCGGACCCGUCGGCCGCGUGCUGCGCCACGCUGGGGAAGGCGGACCUCAAGUGCCUCUGCUCCUACAAGAAGUCGCCGUGGCUCAGCCUCUACAACAUCGACCCCAAGCGGGCCAUGGAGCUGCCGGCCAAGUGCGGCCUCUCGCCGCCGGCCGAUUGCUAGAUAUAUCGAGUUAUCGACCCAACGGUCCACCACUCAACUAAAGCUGUGCGCUCUCUAUACAUCCUCCUGUAAUUGAUGCGAUAAUAAUGGCUGGAGGUAUAUCCGUAUAUGUGCUACUAGCCGUAUGCUGUGUCUUGGCGUGGCGUACGUGUGAGAGUGAAAGAGUUUGUUGUCAUGAACGUGUGUGUGGUUCUGACUUGUAACCAGGCCCGUGGUUAUUACUAGUACUAAGUGCUCGCCUACACUCCGGGUAUCAAUUGUCAAGGAUUUGCUUAUGAUUUACAGCAGGCUCGCAGCAUACUCUUUCA
Molecule: messenger RNA, 748 nt
Organism: Brachypodium distachyon (stiff brome)
Lineage: Eukaryota; Viridiplantae; Streptophyta; Magnoliopsida; Poales; Poaceae
Product: putative lipid-transfer protein DIR1
Exons: 1
Coding region: 129-440 (103 amino acids)
Biological process (GO): systemic acquired resistance
Molecular function (GO): fatty acid binding
Source: RefSeq, a predicted model, not a curated record